AUGGCUCAUGGUCAUUUCCGUCACUCGCGCAUCAGCAAGAUAAUCAGCGCCAGGCGUCGCCUAGAAGCUGAGCUUGAUGAACAGCAUGCCUCCGAUUUACUUGAAAAAGAUGAUCCAUUUCAAAACCCCAUCCUCACCACUGAUAUACUUCCGACUGAAAAUUGCGACUCAAAAAACUCUAUAUGUCUUGAGCAUGACAUGAACGAAUCCGAUGCACUGCUUGAAAAGCGGGAUGUGACGACCUCCGCCGACCCGAAUGUUAUCGAGACUGUAUUGCAGAUAGUCGAUGCGAGCUCACAGACCCUCUUCAAGUCGACCGCUACUGACUUUUCGAUGACGAUAUCGGAUUCUACGGGUGCUAUUUACACUCUACCAAGCUCGGACAGCUUGGCUGCAGGUGCGACUGCGACUGCGAGUGCCAGUAUCUCUAUAGAUUUAGGACUAUUGACCUCGACAACGCCUGCCUCUGCUACCCAGCCGACAGCUUCGCCACUAUCUGAGACGUCUUUUUCAAGCAUCUCCGCGAAGGCUACUCAACCUUCUUUGACUGUCUCCACGAACUCCACCCAAACUUCUUUGACCAUUUCCACGAACUCCACCCAAACUUCUUUGACCUCCACAAAUCCCACAAGUCAAUUUCCGUCAGCAUUAAGAUCUUCGUCAGCCACAGUCAUCAAUUCGUCUGCAUGGACUUCUACUCGUCUCGGCGCUUCUUCCACCUCUAUUCUCUCUGUUGUGACAACGACACCCCAGGCGCACAAUUACUGGUCCUCCUCGACGACCCCCACCUCCAGCACAGAUUACACCACUUCUUCAUCAGAUGUAUAUGGAGGCUCUGGGCCCACUGACUCAGCGACUGGUACUGGAGCCGCGCCAACUACAAGUGAGACGCAAGCCUCCGGACCUGGUUCGACAAACAAUCCCGCCACACCUAAAAUCGUGGGCGGUGUAGUAGGAUCAGUUGCUGGUAUCGCUCUCAUUUUUCUUCUUCUAUUUUACUUCCUCCGCCGCCGAGGAUUCUUGAUGGGCAAAAUAGGACGUCCCACUAUGUUAGGUGACGCAGCAGCUGGGGCCGGAGCAGGGACUGGGUCUAGAGAAAUGUCUCAAAGGCGUGAGAGCAACGACCCCCUCUUCACAGCCUCAUACCUGGCCCCCGCAUUCAUGAAGCGCUGGCGUCAGUCCACGGCAACAACCCGUUCUGGAAGCACCAUCGACUCUGUCCCCAGCGAGCGCGGGUUCCAAAAGAUUUCCGGCAGAAAACUUCCUCCCGUAUACACCCACGGCGGCGAUGGAUAUGGAGGCGGAAUAGAUGGCGAGUCCCCCACCGUACCAGCAUCGGGACCAAUCGGAUCGACCUCUUUCUAUGCUCCGCCCCCAUCCUCGCAAUAUGGCAUGCCCCUGGAUUCAAACUACACUCGCGAGGUUGAGGAGCAUACCCCACCGACCCGACCCAACGUCGUGCAUCUCCCUAUCUCCAGUUCGGUCAACGUUUCCACUCCGGUCACUGUCACACCGGCCCACCCGGUUGCACAACCGCAGAGCGCAAUUCCCUUUGCGCCGCCGCGGCCAGAUGGCCUCGGCCGCAGUUUGCAUAGUUUCGACGGGAGUCGAAGCAGCCGCUUUACUGAGGUUAUUGAGUAA
Molecule: messenger RNA, 1641 nt
Organism: Penicillium vulpinum
Lineage: Eukaryota; Fungi; Ascomycota; Eurotiomycetes; Eurotiales; Aspergillaceae
Exons: 2
Coding region: 1-1641 (546 amino acids)
Source: RefSeq, a predicted model, not a curated record